GUGGCCGUACAAGGCUGUUUCAUCAGCAGCCAUAUCGUUGCCGUUCGUUCAGCCAAAGUGCGCCAAAAUGACCAUGCACCUAAAGUACUUUUUUAUGAAUGCGUUUUUCUUCGUCAUCGCGGAAGCGCACCGCCGUGGAACAAUUAUGUUGCCUGGUUCCACCAGGCCGCCUGACUUCCCUAAAUGUAGCAACGUCGAUCGUGUUGUUGGAGGCUGUCGAGACAAAAUGGCUUCGUAUUUUCACAGACAUCGUCGUGGUAUUUCAGUGGAUAAUCCUGAGGAGUUCGAGAACUGUCUUUUGCACAGACAAGAGCUUACUCUUCGAGAAUAUGCAGCGUGGUGCGAGCACAGAUCUUCAGUGGCACGAAAAAUGGCUGUUUGCUUCCGUCACAUCAUUGACAAACAAAUGAGGUCAUUGUCCCAGUCAGUCUUGUCAAAGGGCAUUCAGAGAUUUCAGGAUUGCAUCUUAGGUAAACACGAAUCAACUGCGUCGAGCCCUGUGGUGAUAGAGGAGACGGAGAAUCAAUCGCAUGAGGAAGAAGAUUCUGUAGAAAGGUAUCGUCCCAAUGUGGUAGUAAUCGGAGAAGAUGAAAACGACUACGACAAUAGAGACAGAGAAAGUGAGUCAGAGGAACACGAGCCACUUUUGGUUGCAGAGGAACCGCAUCGUCGAGACACAAAGCGCAGGCGUAAGAAGGUUAAGCAACCGGACGAGACGCGUAAUAGGGGGACGUGGUCCUACCCCAUCCACGACCAGUCCUACUACUACCCGAGGCGUGAGAAAGGUUUGGGGAAUGAAACAUCCCCGUCACUGAAUGCGACAGUCGAAAUUCCACCAACGCCGAUAGAGAUGGCAAAGCCGAUGACAAAACCACCUCCAGCCACGACUCAGAAGUAAAUUACUGCCAGCGAUAUUGCCGUGAAGACUGCCAGAAGGUGCGACCUAACUACCAACAGCAGUUACGUCCGGCGUGUCAUGCUCAGCGUGGUUUGUUUCAACAAACAAGUGCUAAAUUGCCCACAGAUACAGUAUGAUGUUGCUCGUCCGUGGUAAUACUUUUUGUUAAAGAUACUAAAUAAAGUUUAUGUGAUAGAUCACGGAAAAA
Messenger RNA from Rhipicephalus microplus (southern cattle tick), 1106 nucleotides. RefSeq lists its product as uncharacterized. NCBI's taxonomy places the organism in Eukaryota, Metazoa, Arthropoda, Arachnida, Ixodida, Ixodidae. The record is from RefSeq and is a predicted model, not a curated record.